ACGUGUGGUCCACUUGAGGCAGGGGCCACGUCAAUAGACAUUCCGGCAGGGACUGGGGCGCUCGUCUCGGUGGGCAUGUGCUUUACUCUUGCGGGUGGGACCAACUCAGAGACGGUUUGCAUUUCAGGCUUGGGGCAGGACCAGAUGCAGCUGGUGAGCCCCACGCAGUUCGCGCACCCCGCUGAGUCAACGCUCACACUGUUGGAAGGCGUCUUCGCGUCUUCGAACACGACGCUUGCUAUCACGUGUGGUCCACUUGAGGCAGGGGCCACGUCAAUAGAUAUUCCGGCAGGAGCUGAGGCGCUCGUCUCGGUGGGCACGUGCUUUGCUCUUGCGGGUGGUAGUAACUCAGAGACGGUGUGCAUUUCAGGCUCGGGGCAGGGCCAGAUACAGCUGGUGAGCCCCACGCAGUUCGCGCACCCCGCUGAGUCAACGCUCACACAGUUGGAUGGAUUGGUUAUUACGUGUGGCCCCCUUGUGGCAGGGGCCACGUCAAUAGACAUUCCGGCAGGGACUGGGGCGCUCGUCUCGGUGGGCAUGUGCUUUACCCUUGCGGGUGGGAACAACUCAGAGACGGUUUGCAUUUCAGGCUUGGGGCAGGACCAGAUGCAGCUAGUGAGCCCCACGCAGCUCGCGUACCCCGCUGAGUCAACGCUUACACAGUUGGAAGGCGUCUUCGCGUCUUCGAACACGACGCUGGCUAUCACGUGUGGUCCACUUGAGGCAGGGGCCACGUCAAUAGACAUUCCGGCAGGGGCUGAGGCGCUCGUCUCGGUGGGCACGUGCUUGACCCUUGCGGGUGGGAACAACUCAGAGACGGUUUGCAUUUCAGGCUUGGGGCAGGGCCAGAUGCAGCUGGUGAGCCCCACGAAGUUUGCGCACCCGGCAGGGGCCACGUCAAUAGACAUUCCGGCAGGGACUGGGGCGCUCGUCUCGGUGGGCAUGUGCUUUACUCUUGCGGGUGGGACCAACUCAGAGACGGUUUGCACUUCAGGCUUGGGGCAGGACCAGAUUCAACGCUCGCACUGGUGGAAGGCGUCUCCUCGUCUUCGAACACGACGCUGGUCAUUACGUGCGGCCCCCGUCAGGCAGGAUCCAUGUCAAUAGACAUUCCAGCAGGAGCUGAGGCGCUCAUCUCGGUGGGCACGUGCUUUACCCUUGAGGGUGGCGGCAACUCAGAGACGGUUUGCAUUUUAGGCAAGGAGCCGCUCCAGUUCUUGAGCCCCACGCAGCACUCGUACCCCGCUGGCUCGACGCUGACACUGUUGCCAGCAGGCGUCUUGGUCAUUUCGUGUGGCCCCCUCGAGGCAGGGGCCACGGCAAUCGACAUGGCACCAGAAACGCAGGCCCUUCUUUCGGUGGGCAUGUGCUUUGACCUCGCGGGCGGCAGCAACUCGGAGACGGUCUGCAUUCGAGGCUUCUUGCAGGACCAGAUCCAGCUGGUGCGCCCCACGCAGUUCGCGUACCCCGCCGAGUCCACGCUCACACUGUUGGACGGCGUCUUCGAGUCCUCGCCAAUCACUCUGGUCAUGACGUGUGGCCCCAUUGAGGCAGGGUCCAUCAUAAUAGACCUGCCUGUACAGAAACAGGUGCUCGUCGCGGUGGGCAUGUGCUUUUCCCUUGAGGGUGGCGGCAACUCAGAGAAGGUUUGCGUUACAGGCGUGUUGCCAGUGCAGCUGGAGAGCCCCACGCAGUUCGCGUACCCUGCUGGCUCAACGCUCACGCUGGUUAUUCCAGUGGGUCCCAUUGACGCAGGAGCGGUGUCGAUAGAAAUUCCAUCCGAAUUCCUGGAUCUAGUUUCAGUCGGCGAAUAUUUUCUGCUCGAGGGUGGUGGCAACUCAGAAAUGGUUUGCAUUUCCGGCUUUGGGUCGAUCCUGCUAGCAGAGCCCACGCAGUUCGCGUACCCCGACGACUCAACGCUAUCAGGGCCAAAAACGCUGACAACGACGACGACAUCAAUGCCGCACGAUCGCGACGUCACAUCAACGACAGGCGGCUUCUCAUCAACGACAGGUAGCAACCAGGCGAGUGUGCGAGACGACCCGCACGUGUGCACAUUGAGCGGCGACUGCUACGAUAUUCGGGUGCCCUCCGAGUACACGUUGCUCCGUCUGCCUUAUAACGAUCAGGAGCCGGCCGAUCUCCAGGUACUUGCUGACUUCGAUACCGAUGGCGUGCGGCCGUGCGGGCUGUUUGUCAAGCACAUUGCGCUGACUGGAUCGUGGCUCAACCAUCAAGUUGUAAGGAUUCGCCCCUACACUCGCGAUGUUGGCGGUUCCAACUGGGCGGGGAGCAAGGUGAUUACGAAUUUUUCAUUGCAGCUGGGCAGCUCCCCUUGGAGGUCCUUCACGCAGAAGGAGUCCCUUCAGGUGGUCGCGGUCGUCGGCCAGGUGACGGUGCGCUUCGUGUGGUCGGAGCAGUACGGCCAGCGCAUGGAGGCCCAGAGCCUGCAGUUCCUGGUGGGGCAGGGAGCCCAGCCUGGGGUGCUCACCAUUUCGCAGGCGUCGCACCAGGCCCUGAAUCUCGACAUGUUGGGCAUGGGCCGCCUGGGCUGCUCGAGGGUGGGGGGUGCGCUCGGCACCGAGGGGCACUCGACGGCGCUGGAGGAGCCCAGCCGCGAGUGCCGGGCGGCGGGGUCCGUCGACACCAGGAGGCAGAAGCGAGGGGCGGUGCAGCCGGAGCGCGCGUCGACGCUGAGGGCGUCCUGGGGGUGAGCCGCCCGCGGCCUCGGACGUGCCCGGGCCGCCUGGCCGAGGGGCGCCGGCACGGGUGUCCAGAUCUCCGAGGGCAUCUGUGUUCGACCAGACGUAGGAGUGACCUUUCGCCAGAGUGACCUGGUCGUGCGGGCACAGAUGGGUCCCCAGAUGGCUGAACACGGAGCAGCAGCAGCUGCUUGCGCGCCCAGGUUUGGUCCCCCCGCGGCCCCCCAAAAGUCUGGAACGCGCUCGUCCACUGGGGUCCAUGCUGCGAGCAGCAGC
This is a messenger RNA of Prorocentrum cordatum, 2978 nucleotides long. The record is from the annotation of a GenBank genome assembly. Lineage: Eukaryota; Dinophyceae; Prorocentrales; Prorocentraceae.